Exaiptasia diaphana is the source of this 3478-nucleotide messenger RNA. RefSeq lists its product as uncharacterized. The transcript has 10 exons. The coding region runs from base 101 to 2491 and encodes 796 amino acids. NCBI's taxonomy places the organism in Eukaryota, Metazoa, Cnidaria, Anthozoa, Actiniaria, Aiptasiidae. The record is from RefSeq and is a predicted model, not a curated record. Gene Ontology annotation, molecular function: protein binding. Gene Ontology annotation, biological process: signal transduction.
UUGGAAGCGCUAUUGUUUUUGACCAAACAGCCGCUAAAAUAGUUAUUGACUACAGCGGGCAAUGAAAACCCUAUAAAAACACUUUAUAUGGCUGUCUACUAUGGGAUCUGGUGGUUCUAAAACUACUGUAAUACAGGUUGCUCCUAAAGAUCAGGCGGAAAACGUAAUUGAAAAUGAUAACAAAGCGAAGAAAGAGGGAACCAAGCAACAAGGAAAAACAGCUUUCAAAGAUUCGCUAGACGACAACAACGUCGAAUGUUCGCCUGAAAAGAACAUAAAUACCCCACAAGGACCUAAUUUACCUGAGGUAAAGAAAACAAACGACGAAAAUGUAGCUGUCACUUCAGAGAAUGUGGACGAAAUUUUAAAAUCCAAAGGCUUUGACGAUGUUGUCCUGGCAUCGCAUUGUAGAAAUACGCCAGAUUUGCUUGAUACGUUUAUUAAAAUCUUCGAACAUGUACAAUCUAUCAGAGAAAAGAUAGAAGAAGAGGAAGAAGACUUGAUAAAUGCUUUAAAUAAAGAUGUCAAAGGGMUAUCAUCUGUUUAUCAAUCCGUGAAGAAAACGUUCCGAAUUAAAAAAGGAAACUUACUUGCGGAACUUGGAUUUGCAGAUGUUURUAAAGAUGUUGUUGACAAACUGCUUUCCAAAUAUCCUAAUAUGUUGUCUGUGGUAAAAUUUGAACCAGUGUCUGAGAAAAAUGCAGAUAACGCGAAUGAAUCUGACGGAGUGAAGAACACGGAUAAUGCGAAUCGGUCUGACGGUGCGAAAAAUGCAGAUACUGACACAAAUGGUUCUGGCGGAGAGAAAUAUUUGGAUAACACGACAGGAUUUGACGCUGAAAAUAGCAAGGAUAGCACAAAUGUAUCUGACCCUGAAAAAAGCAAGGAUAGCACGAAUGCGUCUGGUGGUGAGAAAAAUUCCGGUAACACGGACCCAGAUAUCGACAAGGCCAAAAAGGAGUUGAAAAAAGCUAGAGUAUUUUUACAGACAUUGCUAAGAAUAUCCGUCAAUUAUACCGAUUUAUGCGAUGCUAUGUCGGUUGCCUUCAGUAAAGCUGGUCUAGUUCCUAUCUGGGUUAAUUUUGUUGAACAGCUGAAAGAUUGCACAGAGUUUCACUUAAAAUGGGUGGAUGACAAUGGCAACUUAAAAAAGAAAACAGACAGGGGACUUAUCCUUUCUAUGACACUUGGAACAAUACAUAAUAUGGCUAAGCGUAUACCGACAAGGGCUAAUUUCCACGCAUGCAAUGCGGUCAGGAUUCUUGUUCCAUAUUUGGAAGAUCCAAUUGCAUUUUUUGCAACAAAAGCACUUCUGUCGUUAKCAUAUCUCAUCGAUGAAAGCAAUGAAGAACUUAUAAAGUCCAAGGAAGAACCUAUCACAUUCAUGAUAUCAAUCCUUCGAAAGGCGAUAGCAAAAGAAAAUAAAAGACAUAUUGGGCUUUCAAGCAGCGAAAUUGCGAAUGGUCUUGCGCAGAUCUCAAUUAACGACAACAACAAGAAAUUGAUUGUCACCCACGGAGCAAUCCCCGUGCUUAUGUCUAUGAUAACAUCGGCAAAUGACGAUGAAGAGAGAAUUGAAGCUGUAGGAGCAUUAUGGUCACUUGCUUUUGACGAGGAUAACCGAAUAAAGAUGAGAGAAACUGAGGGAUUGCUGGAAUUACUGAGAUCAAUGAAAUCUAAUAAUAACAAUCAGAUUACAAAGGUCGUAAAUGGUGCAUUGUGGGAAAUAGAAGGGAAACAAAGUCACGCAUCGGAAGAGUCUACGGCGUCAAAGGGGCCGAUGCAAAACCACAUUAUGAUCAGUUACCAGUGGGAUGUCCAGAAACUUAUGAUUCAAGUCAAAAACCGCCUGCAGUCAUCUGGUUUUAGGGUGUGGAUGGACUUGGAACAAAUGGGAGGAUCGACYCUUGCAGCCAUGGCAGAAGCUGUGGAGAAUUCGGCCGUAGUUCUUAUUUGUAUAUCUCAAAAAUAUAAAGAAAGUGCGAAUUGUAGAUCAGAGGCAGAAUAUGCUUUUCAACUAAAGAAAGACAUCGUUCCAAUCAUGUUAGAAAAGAACUAUAGACCAACAGGAUGGCUUGGGAUGAUUUUGGGUUCAAARCUCUGGAUAGAUUUCACACAAGGACUACGAAGACUGGAAACUAGUGCAAAAGAACUGAUCCGUGAACUUGGUACAAGGGGAAAAGAAGGUGAACAGACCGUUACGGCAAUGAUAUCUGACACUGUAGACGCUUCAGGAUCAAAGUCCAAACCGAAAGUCGACAUCAGUGGCUGGACAAAUAGUGACGUCAUGACAUGGAUAGAAACCUUUGAUAUCGAAACAAAAGAGAAAAAUUCUUUGCAUAAGCUGAAYGGUACUAUGUUGAUGUUACUCCACUCUCUACGAAGCGAGAGUCCUGAUUAUUACUACACAUCUCUCAAGGACGAUAUUGGCUUAUACGAUGUUUGUAGCGUUCUUCGGUUUACUCAUGAGCUAGAAAAACUGUGUGGUUGAUAUUUUACAAUGUAUUUCUCCGGUUCAAAAUCUGCCACUUUUCUUUACCCCCGCUUCCCUCUCUCGUGAGAUGUCAAGCUAAACCUCCAAGAUUAAAUGACGGAUUUCCCGAUCAUGGUAUUCAUUAGUAUCUACAAAACUAUGGGUCAUCAAAAAUUCAGCAGCAUUCUGAUUGGCUAUGGUAUAUUCAUGAUAUAUAUCAUGAUCGCAUUGAAUGAAGCAAAAAUAGUCGAAACUAAUGUCGAGAAAAAUUGCAUAUCAAAGAAUUUUAUGUCAUUCGUGCGGGAUCCCUGUGGAUUUUAGUUUCGUGCUUCCUUUAGCGAAUCCAUGCCAUAUAAGGAAACAAACAAAAUAGCCGAUUGUUCAGAAGUGUUUAGUUUCAGACAGUCCACAUGUAAUUCCAAAUAAGGSAAGAUUACCAAAUGUGGCUGUUAAACGAAGGAAAUCUUUUCUGAGGCAAUUCUUUGAUAUGCUCUUUCAGAUGGCCUUGUUUCAAAUUUACCCUAUAGUUUGGUGGAUAGCCUUGUCGGCCAAGUACGGACUCGUAGACUAUAAACUGCUCGAAGACCUCGUGGUCUAAUCGAUGAAUAUUUAUUUAUAUUUUUUAUUUAUAUUUUAUAUUUAUUUAUUUAAUAUACGUUCAUUGAAGUAAUUGUGACCGCUAAUAUAUAUAUAAAAAAUCAUUUUAAAGCAGAGAUUUCAAGCUACAAGUUGGUAUUUUGUAUUAUAUUAUUCUACUUAUGAAUAUAUAAAAUAUUGGGUAGCUGGUAUUUCAAAACUAAAUCUUUAAUUUUUUUUAUAAAUAUUUCGAAAGAUUUUGAUUGAUUUGUAUUUUUAGUUACCGAGAACAGAGCAAAAAUCAUAUGAAAUUGCCCCUGCUGCAGCCGAUUUGUUAAGGAUAACAUUUUUUUGCAAAUGGCUGUGAAGAUGUCAUGCGUAAAUAAGAGUGUAUGGUUUUUUAAAAUAAAAUCAGAAUCAAAAGCUUGA